AUGGCAGCUGCUAAUGCUACUAUCCGGAGCACAUUCUUCCACCCACAGCACAUGCUAGCGGCCUACCACUACAGCGAGGCGUCGACCCACCCCUGCGCCGCGUGCGAGCGCGUCGUCACGGGCACCGGCUACCGCUGCGGCGAGUGCGACUUCAACAUCCACGAGGCGUGCUUGAGCCUCCCGCAGCGCGUCAACUUCGACGGGCACCCGGGGCACGCGCUCACUCUCAUCCGCCUGGGCGCCAACCGCUGGUGCGACCUCUGCGAGGAGACCUCUCUCGCAGGGCGCUACAUGUACCUCUGCGAGCCGUGCAACUUCGACGUGCACCCGCGGUGCACGACGCUGGUUGCACAGCCCCAGCGGCAGCAGCCCCAGCCCCAGCCCCAGCCGCAGCCGCCGAGGGGUGCACACCGGAGCCGGGGGGCCUUCCGCGUUCUCAAGGCUAGUCUCAAGAUUGGCAUACACUUGGUGCAUUUAAUCGACAAUCCGCUUCACGUGGUGCAUUUGCUCGCCGACUUGUUUACAGACAACUAGGUGUUCCACCCGCGCAUUGUUGAAAGGCUGUUUGAGCAUAACUAUUCUACGAUGGUGCAGUUAUAUGAAAAUCGAGCAUAUCUAUGUACAAUUUGAACUAUGUUCACGUCCAAUUUGUUAUAACUUGUUGAACCCCUUACAUCAAGUUUUGCGCAACAAAUACUCAAUGACCACCCAAUACAUUAUUAUGUCACAAUUCCUAGA
Phragmites australis (common reed) is the source of this 738-nucleotide messenger RNA. Its product is annotated as protein VACUOLELESS GAMETOPHYTES-like. The transcript has a single exon. Lineage: Eukaryota; Viridiplantae; Streptophyta; Magnoliopsida; Poales; Poaceae. The record is from RefSeq and is a predicted model, not a curated record. The coding region runs from base 1 to 534 and encodes 177 amino acids.